Brassica oleracea var. oleracea is the source of this 692-nucleotide messenger RNA. Its product is annotated as V-type proton ATPase subunit G1. Gene Ontology annotation, cellular component: vacuolar proton-transporting V-type ATPase complex. Gene Ontology annotation, molecular function: proton-transporting ATPase activity, rotational mechanism. NCBI's taxonomy places the organism in Eukaryota, Viridiplantae, Streptophyta, Magnoliopsida, Brassicales, Brassicaceae. The transcript has 4 exons. The record is from RefSeq and is a predicted model, not a curated record. Gene Ontology annotation, biological process: proton transmembrane transport. Bases 111 to 443 code for a protein of 110 amino acids.
UGGAUAGACGUUUGUGGGUGAUCAGAUCGGAUUGAUUGAUUGAUUUUGAUUGUGUAUCGCUUCUCUCUCCGCUGUCGGAACAAGCCAAAAGCAAAGGAUAAAAAAAAACAAUGGAGUCCAGCAGAGGUCAAGGUGGGAUCCAGCAGUUGCUUGCUGCUGAACAGGAAGCUCAACACAUUGUCAAUGCUGCCAGGACCGCAAAGAUGGCAAGGCUGAAGCAGGCCAAGGAAGAGGCUGAGAAGGAGAUAGCUGAAUACAAAGCUAAAACAGAGCAAGACUUCCAGAGGAAACUUGAGGAGACAAGUGGAGACUCGGGUGCGAAUGUGAAGAGGCUGGAGCAGGAGACUGAUGCCAAAAUCGAACAGCUGAAGAAGGAAGCUUCCAGGAUCUCCAAUGAUGUUGUGGCGAUGCUCCUCAAACAUGUCACCACUGUCAAGAACUGAGAGAGAUUCGAUUCCAUUCCUAAUAAUCAAAAAGCCAUUUAUGAGUUUAUUUCUUUAUUUAUCUCAUUUCACGCGUGUGGUGUUGUUACUGGGAUUGAAUCUCAGAGACUCAAAUCUCAUAUGAAAUGUGUUUCUUGUAAUUUAUUCUCUACCUUCUUCUUCUUUUUCUUCUUGUUUGUUGUAUUCAUCAUUUCCUUUUGAGGAUUGUAAUAAAAUUGAGAGCUGGAUUAUCCUUUUUUUAUUUCUCUA